Molecule: messenger RNA, 1833 nt
Organism: Acanthosepion pharaonis
Lineage: Eukaryota; Metazoa; Mollusca; Cephalopoda; Sepiida; Sepiidae
Source: the annotation of a GenBank genome assembly
AUGUCAAGUACCUAUUCUCUGGUUUCAGGAACUCUCAACCCAUUUGAUGCAGUCAUCAUAUCUUCUGUGCCCCUUGGUGGAGGACUGUCCAGUUCUGCUGCUCUUGAAGUAGCCACAUACCUGUUUCUGGACCAACUUGAUGGCAACAAUGUAUCUGAUGUCAGUAAAAAGGAAAAAGCAUUGGCUUGUCAAAAAGCAGAGCACAAAUUUGCCAAUCUACCAUGUGGUAUAAUGGACCAGUUUAUUUCCUUCAUGGGUGAAGAAGGCAAUGCCCUCCAGAUUGAUACCAGAUCGCUAGAAACAACCCUGGUCCCUAUGACUUUUCCAAAUGCCGUGGUUCUAAUCUGCAACUCAAAUGUCCGACAUACUCUUUCUGGAACAGAGUACCCAGAGCGUCGACGCCAGUUUUUAAGUUUUUCUUUUUCACUUUCUCUUGUUUUUGUUGAUUUUUCUUUUCCCAAUUUUGUUUGCUCAUUUUUCUUUUAUGCUUUUUUCUUUCUUUUAUGCUUUUUUCUUUCUUUUUUCUUUUUUCCCUAUUUUCUUUUCUUUUUUUUCCUCUUCUUUUUUCUUUUCUCUUUUUCCUUUUUUCUCUCUUUUUCCUUUUUUCCCUAUUUUCUUUUUUUCCUCUUCUUUUUUCUUUUCUCUUUUUCCUUUUUUCUUUUCUUUUUCCUUUUUUCUUUUCUCUUUUUCCUUUUUUCUCUUUUUCCUUUUUCUCUCUUUUUUCCUUUUUCUCUCUUUUUUCCUUUUUCUCUCUUUUUUCCUUUUUCUCUCUUUUUUCCUUUUUCUCUCUUUUUUCCUUUUUCUCUUUUUUUCCUUUUCUCUCUUUUUCUUUUUUUUGUUUUUUUUCCUUUUGUUUUUCUUUCCUUUUGUUUUUUAUUUCCUUUUGUUUUCUUUCCUUUUUGUUUUCUUUCCUUUUUGUUUUCUUUCCUUUUUGUUUUCUUUCCUUUUUGUUUUCUUUCCUUUUUGUUUUCUUUCCUUUUUGUUUUCUUUUUUUUUUGUUUUCUUUUUUUUUCCUUUUUUGUUUUCUCUUUUUUUUUUUUGUUUCUUUUUUUUUUUUUUUCUCUUUUUUUCCUUUUUUUUUUUUUUCUUUUUUUUUUCUUUUUUUUUUUUCUUUUUUUUCCUUUUUUGUUUUCUUUUUUUUUUUCCUUUUUGUUUUCUCUUUUUUUUCCUUUUUGUUUUUUUCUUUUUUUUUUCAUUUUGUUUUCCUUUUUUUCCUUUUUUUUCUCUCUUUUUUCCUUUUUGUUUUCUCUUUUUUUUUCCUUUUUUGUUUUCUCUUUUUUUUCCUUUUUUGUUUUCUCUUUUUUUUCCUUUUUUGUUUUCUCUCUUUUUUUCCUUUUUGUUUCUCUCUUUUUUUUCCUUUUUUGUUUUCUCUCUUUUUUUCCUUUUUUGUUUUCUCUCUUUUUUUCCUUUUUUGUUUUCUCUCUUUUUUUCCUUUUUUGUUUUCUCUGUCAAAAAGACAAGUUGGACAAUGUGACCUUCAAUCGUGCAAGGCAUGUCCUGACUGAAAUUAGUCGAGUAUCAAGUGGAGUGUCCGCUUUACAACAGGCUGACCUGAAAACAUUUGGUAAUUUAAUGGUACAAAGCCAUACUUCUUUACGUGAUGAUUAUGAGGUGUCAUGUGAUGAACUGAAUGAACUGGUUUCAAUAGCACUUGGCACAGAAGGCGUCUAUGGAUCUCGCAUGACGGGUGGAGGCUUUGGAGGCUGUACUGUCACACUUGUAGAGGAGAGUGCUGUGAAUGAUUUAAUCAGCAAUGUAAAGAAAGAAUACAAAGGAAACGCUACAUGUUAUAUUUGUUCACCAUCAGCUGGAGCCAAAGUCUUAUCCAUAUAG